AUGGAAUUAAAAAAGUCUAUUUCGGACAGUGAGCGUUCACUGAAAAGCUACGGCGCCAUACAAGAGACAGAAUGGAAAACGGACAAAGGUGAGGACCAGCUGGAUGUGUCCAUGGCAGAGAGCACCAUGUCUCCGGACGAGAUCGAAGUCGAGAUGGCGCGGAUUCAGCGCCUGAGGGAGGUUCUGGUACGUCGGGAGUCGGAACUGCGUUUCAUGAUGGAUGAUAUUCAGCUAUGUAAGGACAUCAUGAACCUAAAGCAAGAGUUAAGGAAGAUUGUAGCUGUACCAGAGAAAGAAAAAACCAAGAAACACAGACAGAGAGAAGAGGAGCUAAUCCAGAAAAUCCACGGCCUGGUGCAGAAGAGGGAUUUCCUGGUGGAUGAUGCGGAGGUGGAGAGACUGAGGGAGCAAGAAGAAGAUAAAGAAAUGGCAGAAUUUUUGAGACAAAAGCUCAUACCCUUGGAAAAGCUCUCCAAAGUCACAACAAGUCCCCCCAAGCCGAAGAAGUCCGUUCCAGAGCCCCCGCCCAACAAGCCGUCAAUCACCAAAUCCAGCGCCGCUAUAAUCAAGGACUGCUGUGGAGCUACUCAGUGUACCAUCAUGUAA
This is a messenger RNA of Chanos chanos (milkfish), 606 nucleotides long. It is a transcript of the gene bmerb1, whose product is annotated as bMERB domain containing 1. Bases 1 to 606 code for a protein of 201 amino acids. Gene Ontology annotation, biological process: negative regulation of microtubule depolymerization. The transcript is spliced from 6 exons. Gene Ontology annotation, cellular component: microtubule cytoskeleton. Lineage: Eukaryota; Metazoa; Chordata; Actinopteri; Gonorynchiformes; Chanidae. The record is from RefSeq and is a predicted model, not a curated record.